Astrephomene gubernaculifera is the source of this 1656-nucleotide messenger RNA. The record is from the annotation of a GenBank genome assembly. NCBI's taxonomy places the organism in Eukaryota, Viridiplantae, Chlorophyta, Chlorophyceae, Chlamydomonadales, Astrephomenaceae.
UUUUAGCUUUCGAAACCCAAGAUGGCGGGUCAAGUAGGCGCCGCGCGGCUGUCUGGAGUUCUUGGUGGACUAGCUCUCAAUCGCCUUCAUCUUGCCACUAAUGAUGCUUGCUCCGCACUUGCUGGCGCUGCGUGGCGGCAGCUGUCCACUUCGGGGCAUGGCGAUCGAGAUAGCCCCAACAUUGACUUCGGUUUCCGCCAGGUGCCACGCGAAGCGAAGGAGGGCCUUGUCGGCCAGGUUUUCAGCAGUGUGGCGUCCUCCUACGAUAUCAUGAACGACCUCAUGAGCGGCGGCUUGCACCGCCUCUGGAAAGACAGGCUCGUGGAGUCUCUCCGGCCCUUCCCGGGCCAAGAGCACCUCGAUGUAGCUGGCGGCACCGGCGACGUAGCUUUCCGCGUGCUUCGCGCCGUACGGGCAGCGGAGGUGGAGGAGCGCAUGGCCGCAGCCAAGGCCGGCCGGACCAGCGGCACCGGCCGGCGAGCAGGCUGGGGACCGGGCCCCUCCUCCUCCUCCUCAGCCUCUCCGGCGACCCCUUCACCUAGCCCGGAAGCCGCCUCUGCUGCGGGUCCUGGGCCAGGUAGUGAUGCCAGCAGUAGCAGCAGCAGUGGAGUGGGGGCAGCGGCGGCUGCCGGGCGGAGUGCAGCGGGCAGCGGCAGCAGCGGCAGCAGUGGGCUGCUGAGCCCGGGGCGGGUGGUUGUGUGCGAUAUCAAUCCGGACAUGCUGCGGGUGGGGCAGCAGAAGGCGGCGGCAGCACACGACCUGGCAGGCGACUCGGGACUGUCCUUUGUCGAGGGCAACGCGGAGGCGCUUCCCUUCCCGGACGCCUCCUUCGACUCGUACACCAUUGCAUUCGGCAUCCGCAAUGUGACAGACCGUCCGGCGGCGCUGCGGGAGGCGCUGCGGGUGCUCAAGCCGGGGGGCAGGUUCCUGUGCAUGGAGUUCUCCCGUGUGACGCAGCCGGGUCUGCGCGAGGCGUACGAGCUCUACUCCUUCGCUGUGAUCCCCCGCCUGGGCGGUCUGGUGGCGCAGGACAGCAGCAGCUACCAGUACCUGGUGGAGAGCAUCAAGCAGUUCCCGGACCAGGAGACGUUUGCCCGCAUGGUCGAGGACGCGGGCUUCCGGGGGGUGACGUACGAGAACCUGACUGCGGGGGUGGUGGCCAUUCACUCGGGCUUCAAGCUGUGAACGGGAGUUGAUCUAAAACGCUGGGAAGGCCUCCAGCAGGAGGUGAAGGAGGAUGUAGGAAGGCAGGGGGUGGAGGAGUUUGGGAAGAGAGUUUUCCCGGGCAUGCCAUGGGGUAAUUGGCUCCGUUGGCUCUAUUGGCGUGUGCUGGCGCUGUAGCGGGGUUAUGUGUAAACGCAGCGGUGGGUACCGGCAGUGUUGACUUGCCAUGAAGCAGCCGUAUGCGGCUGUGUGGCUAAAAACGGGCAACGGAGGAUGGUUGUUGAAGUGUUGAACGUAUACUGCCUAACGGCUGGUGCGAGUGGGCUCGUUUUAUACCUCCCACAAGCUCAGACCGUGCAGUGCAGGUGAGAACCUUGUCCAGCAUGGGCGAAUAAACAUUGACAUUGUACGAUGGACCCGUGGGUCGUUGCUGCCAAACAUUGACAUCAAAGUACCGGUAUUCCCCUUUACAAGAUUGCAAGAAGAAGAAAG